Molecule: messenger RNA, 1713 nt
Organism: Malassezia pachydermatis
Lineage: Eukaryota; Fungi; Basidiomycota; Malasseziomycetes; Malasseziales; Malasseziaceae
Product: serine threonine-protein kinase nrc-2
Exons: 1
Coding region: 1-1713 (570 amino acids)
Biological process (GO): protein phosphorylation
Cellular component (GO): plasma membrane; nucleus; cytoplasm
Molecular function (GO): protein serine/threonine kinase activity; ATP binding
Source: RefSeq, a predicted model, not a curated record
AUGUUAGGGGAUGUGGUGGACAUAUCCACCCUCCCUGUCCCCCAGACGUACGCAGCAGGAGAGUCGCCAUGGAUUCGGCGCGUGUCCAGUGCGCCUGACACGAAGCUGCUCUUCCAUGCCAAUACACCUUCAACGACUUUCACUACCUUGUCCAGUUGGCAAGAAUCGUACGAGGACCUAUAUGCCCCAGAGAUGCGGCCCAUGUCUGUGAGCCCUCCGAUGGAUGCCUCGAGUGAAUCGAGUGCGGGUCCUCAUCUGGACGUGCCGACCAACCGGUCUCCGGAUACCUCCAAGGAUGUUCCGCCACUUCCUCUGGAUGCCUCGACGACAGCUGUGCCAUCGCAAGCUGCUGCGGAGCGAGAAGAGCCGGCGGCAGCGGCGAGUGCCCCAGAUAUUGCAUCGCCUCGCAAGGGCCGACUCCUUCCGUCCUUCCGACGAUUGCCACGGCCACGACCUGCGCAUGACGCGUCGGGCGAUCCAGCCAAACGACGUCUGGGGCGACUGUUUAAGUCCAAGAGCUCGGGGGCGCUGAGUGCCGGCUUGGCUCCCGAGCCAGCCGAGGCGCCGCCGCCGCUCCCCGAGCUGCCCGCGGUGCAUCGAGCGACGGUGCCUCGUGUGAAGACCAAGGCCGUCCAAGUGACGCCGCAGUCCUUUACGACGAUCAAACUUCUCGGCAAGGGAGAUGUGGGGCGUGUGUACUUGGUCGCAGAUACGUCGACCGAUCAACUGUUUGCCAUGAAAGUGCUAGCUAAAAACGAGAUGAUCAAGCGCAACAAAAUCAAACGCGUGCUGGCUGAACAAGGCAUAUUGCUGGCCUCCAAUCACCCCUUCAUUGUGCCCUUGUACCACACAUUCCAAACGACCAACUACUUGUACUUGUGCCUUGAGUACUGUGCCGGAGGCGAGUUCUUCCGUGCGCUGCAAUCACGCCCGGGCCGCUGCUUGUCUGAAGAGGAUGCGCGUUUCUAUGCGGCAGAAGUCGUAGCUGCGCUGGAGUAUCUUCAUUUGAUGGGGUUCAUUUAUCGAGACCUUAAACCAGAAAACAUUCUGCUGCAUCAGACAGGACAUUUGAUGCUCUCUGACUUUGACCUCUCCGCGCAGGCCCACGACCAAAUUGCUGCGCCGACCGUGUUCCAAGCGUCCCCACGUGCGAUGCCGUUGGUGGAUACGCGCGCAUGUAUUGCGGAUCUGCGCACCAACUCGUUCGUGGGUACGGAAGAGUACAUUGCGCCGGAGGUCAUCAAGGGGCAUGGCCAUACCUCGUCGGUGGAUUGGUGGACGCUCGGCAUAUUUGUGUACGAAAUGAUUUAUGCUACGACACCUUUCAAAGGGACGUCGCGCAAUGCGACGUUUUCCAAUGUGCUUCGUAAAGAUGUGACCUUCCGUGAUCCGGUGGCGAUGUCGAGUACAGGCAAGCAGUUUGUGCGCAAAUUGCUGGUCAAGGAUGAGCACAAACGCCUAGGCAGCCAAUGGGGCGCGAGUGAAGUCAAGCAGCAUCGCUGGUUCUCGUCCAUUUCCUGGGGUCUGCUGCGGCACCAAACCCCGCCCAUUGUCCCUGUACCGACCGACGUCGCCAACCUGCUGUGGAUGGCAAAACAUGAACCUGUUCGACCUCACGACUGGGAACAGGACACGGUCCUCGAGGCAGAGAGCCCAGCCGCCGCUCCCUUUACGCAGUUCCAAAACGCGUCGGUGGUCCGAGUGGGACAGUAA